Molecule: messenger RNA, 1101 nt
Organism: Miscanthus lutarioriparius
Lineage: Eukaryota; Viridiplantae; Streptophyta; Magnoliopsida; Poales; Poaceae
Source: the annotation of a GenBank genome assembly
AUGGGGCAGAUGGGAGGAGCCGACGGCGACGGCGACGGCUGCGGCGGGGGCCCGCACCACCAGUACCACUACCAGGCGCUCCUCGCCGCCGUGCAGAACCCCAGCCAGGGCCUGCACCCCUUUCCCCUUCCCUUCCACCUGCCUCUCCACGCGGGAGAGGGAGCAGGAGCGCCCGCCGCCGGACCAGGACCUGGAGCUGAUGCUGAUGCCUCCUCCACACACAAUGUCAAUGCCGCUCCCCACUCUCAGCCUCCAAGAGGUUUCACCGAUUGGAGCCCGUCCAACAGUGCCUUCGCCGCUGUUGCCGCACAGCCCGCCCCUGCUACCACCAAUACACCCUUCCAUUACAACCUCUCCCAGCCUUAUGCCCUGUGGACCCAUUUCAUGCUUAACAAGAAUGUAUCCUGCUCUACUUACCCUACACAACAUGAGGAGAAUCCCAACCCAUUGCGCCAUACCCACAUCCUGGAGGAGAAUCCCCACCCAUUGCGCCAUACUCACAUCCCGGAUAAGGAUUCAGGUUGUGCAUCCAGCCUUGGGUUUGACUCUUUCACUACAAUGUCCCUUGGACCAAAUAUUUGUGCCCACAUGACACCCAUGGAAGGAUCUAUAUCUGCCAAAGAACCUGAGAAUUCAGAGGAUUUGCCUGCAGUAGUUAGAAGCAGUGAUGAAAUGGACACUAGAAACAGUGGCGAAGUUCAUCGCGACACAGUUGGCACUCUUCCUGAGUCGAAGCAGAGCCAUGAUAGUUGCGCUUCCGUGAGUAACAAGUUCAACUCUGGAGAGUACCAAGUCAUUUUACGCAAGGAGUUGACAAAGAGUGAUGUCGCAAAUUCCGGGCGAAUUGUGCUUCCCAAGAAGGAUGCUGAGGCUGGUCUUCCACCAUUGGUGCAAGGGGAUCCUCUGAUACUGCAGAUGGAUGACAUGGUGCUUCCGAUUAUAUGGAAAUUUAAGUAUAGAUUUUGGCCAAACAACAAAAGCAGAAUGUAUAUUCUGGAAGCUGCAGGUGAAUUCGUGAAGACACAUGGCCUUCAGGCAGGGGAUGCACUCAUUAUCUACAAAAACUCCGAACCUGGCAAAUUUGUAUGCAAAAUUUCUUAG